Molecule: messenger RNA, 2835 nt
Organism: Sphenostylis stenocarpa
Lineage: Eukaryota; Viridiplantae; Streptophyta; Magnoliopsida; Fabales; Fabaceae
Source: the annotation of a GenBank genome assembly
AUGAUGAACACUUCUACCACCACCCACUUUCUAAACCCUCUAGCCAUGGUCAUUUUGUUAACCGUGAUGACCUUUUUGGCUAACUCCCAAGACGACGUUUCAGCAAUGCUGGCUCUCAAGAACAGCCUCAACCCGCCGGGGUGGUCCGGCCCGGACCCAUGCAAAUGGGACCACGUGGGGUGCUCCGACGACAAACGGGUCACCCGGAUCCAAAUCGGGCGCCUCAACCUCCAAGGCACUCUCCCUGCAACCCUUCAGAACUUGACCCAGUUGGAACACUUGGAGCUCCAAUACAACAACAUCUCGGGUCCUAUUCCCUCACUCAACGGCUUGCCCAACCUCCGAGUCUUCAUUGCCAGCAACAAUCGCUUCUCCGCUGUUCCCGCUGACUUCUUCGCUGGCAUGUCGCAGCUCCAGGCGGUGGAGAUCGACAACAACCCCUUUGAGCCCUGGGAGGUUCCUCAGACUCUCCGCAACGCUUCUGUGCUUCAGAACUUCUCCGCCAACUCUGCCAACGUCAGAGGCACUCUGCCGGAUUUCUUCAGCUCCGACGUGUUUCCUGGUUUGACCCUUCUGCACUUGGCCAUCAAUAACCUCGAGGGGACGUUGCCUUUAAGCUUUUCUGGCUCCCAGAUUCAGUCUUUGUGGUUGAACGGGCAGAAGAGUUUUAACAGGCUCGGUGGCAGUGUUGGUGUUUUGCAGAACAUGACUUUCUUGACCGAGGUUUGGUUGCAUUCCAAUGCUUUCACGGGUCCCUUGCCUGAUUUGUCCGGUUUGAAGAGUUUGCAGGUUUUGAAUUUGAGGGAUAACAGGUUUACUGGUCCUGUUCCGGCUUCGUUGGUGGGUCUGAAGACGCUUGAAGUUGUGAACUUGACUAAUAACUUGUUUCAGGGUCCAAUGCCGGUGUUUGGCAAUGGAGUUGAAGUGGAUAAUGGUAAGGAUUCCAAUAGUUUUUGUUUGUCAGGACCUGGUGAUUGUGAUCCCAGGGUGCAGUUUCUUCUAUCUGUUGUUGGGCCUAUGGGAUAUCCUCAAAGGUUUGCUGAGAGUUGGAAGGGGAAUGAUCCUUGUGCUGAUUGGAUUGGAAUUACUUGUGGAAAUGGGAAUAUAACAGUUGUUAAUUUUCAGAAGAUGCAACUUAGUGGUGAGAUAUCCCCUGAGUUUUCAAAGAUUAAAUCUUUGCAAAGAAUAGUACUUGCGGAUAACAAUCUCACUGGUUCGAUUCCAGUAGAGCUUACUACUUUGCCUCUGCUUAGUCAAUUGAAUGUUGCGAACAAUCAGCUUUAUGGGAAGGUGCCGAGUUUUAGGAGUAAUGUAGUUGUGAUUACUAGUGGUAAUGUUGAUAUAGGGAAGGAUAAGAGUAGCCAGUCCCCUCAGGGUUCAGUGUCUCCAACGGCUCCCAAUUCAAAGGGAGAAAAUGGUGGGGGUUCUGGAUAUGGUGGAAAAAAGUCAUCCCAUGUGGGAGUGAUCGUCUUUUCGGUGAUUGGGGCGGUGUUUGUGGUUUCUAUGAUUGGUUUCUUGAUUUUCUGCCUGUUUAGGAUGAAGCAAAAGAAGUUGAGCAGGGUCCAGAGCCCAAAUGCACUAGUUAUUCAUCCUAGGCAUUCUGGGUCGGAUAAUGAGAGUGUGAAGAUAACGGUUGCAGGUUCAAGUGUCAGUGUUGGUGGUGCCAGUGAAACGCGAACCAUACCUGGCAGUGAGGCAGGAGAUAUUCAAAUGGUUGAAGCCGGAAACAUGGUCAUUUCCAUACAAGUUCUGAAGAAUGUCACGGAGAACUUCAGUCAGAAUAACAUAUUGGGACAAGGAGGUUUUGGAACGGUUUACAAAGGUGAACUUCAUGAUGGCACAAGAAUUGCAGUGAAAAGAAUGGAGUGUGGGGCAAUAACUGGGAAGGGUGCAGCAGAAUUUAAGUCUGAAAUUGCUGUUUUGACAAAGGUUCGCCACCGGCAUCUAGUAGCUCUUCUAGGUUACUGCUUGGAUGGGAAUGAGAAGCUGCUUGUGUACGAGUACAUGCCUCAAGGAACACUGAGUAGGCAUCUUUUUAACUGGCCAGAAGAAGGACUGGAACCACUGGAGUGGAAUAAAAGAUUGACAAUUGCCUUAGAUGUGGCAAGGGGUGUCGAGUACCUCCAUGGCUUGGCCCAUCAAAGCUUCAUACACAGGGACUUAAAACCUUCAAAUAUUCUCCUUGGAGAUGACAUGAGGGCAAAGGUUGCAGAUUUUGGUCUUGUACGUCUUGCUCCGGAAGGAAAAGCAUCUAUAGAAACAAGAAUUGCAGGAACUUUUGGAUAUUUGGCACCAGAGUAUGCAGUCACUGGCCGUGUGACGACUAAGGUUGACGUGUUCAGCUUUGGGGUAAUACUGAUGGAGCUGAUAACAGGAAGAAAAGCUCUUGAUGAGACUCAACCCGAGGAUAGCAUGCACCUUGUAACAUGGUUCCGCAGAAUGUCCAUAAAUAAGGACUUAUUCCGCAAGGCCAUUGACUCCGCAAUCGAUCUCAACGAGGAAACUCUUGCCAGUAUCCAUACUGUAGCAGAGUUAGCUGGCCACUGCUGUGCGAGGGAGCCAUAUCAAAGGCCUGACAUGGGUCAUGCUGUUAACGUGCUUUCUUCUCUUGUUGAACUCUGGAAACCUUCUGAUCAGAACUCUGAAGAUAUAUAUGGCAUUGACCUUGACAUGUCCUUGCCACAAGCACUUAAGAAGUGGCAGGCUUAUGAAGGUAGAAGUCAAAUGGAGUCCUCUUCAUCUUCGCUUCUACCAAGUUUGGAUAACACACAGACGAGUAUACCUACGCGCCCAUAUGGAUUUGCUGAUUCUUUCACAUCAGCAGACGGUAGGUGA